This is a messenger RNA of Papaver somniferum (opium poppy), 1143 nucleotides long. Its product is annotated as multiple organellar RNA editing factor 8, chloroplastic/mitochondrial-like. Lineage: Eukaryota; Viridiplantae; Streptophyta; Magnoliopsida; Ranunculales; Papaveraceae. The transcript has 5 exons. The coding region runs from base 40 to 768 and encodes 242 amino acids. The record is from RefSeq and is a predicted model, not a curated record. Gene Ontology annotation, cellular component: mitochondrion. Gene Ontology annotation, biological process: mitochondrial mRNA modification; cytidine to uridine editing.
CGAAAUCAUUUCUCUAAAUUCCUCCACGGUUCCAAAACAAUGGCGAUGACUCUCUGUAGAAGAGGAGGAGCUCUGAUCAAAUCAAUCCCAUCUUCUGCUUCUGUUUGUCGAUCAUUUUCUUCCUGUUCUUCUAAUCUAUCUCGUGGUCUUCGUCCUGUUAUUGCCCUAACUGAGUUCACAAAUCGAUUUCCAUCAACAAAAACAAUUCUUCCUGCUGCCGCUACUUUGAAAAGUAUGUUCACUACAACAACAACAUCAUCAGUGAGUGAUCCAAAACCAAACAAUAAUCAUCCACCUAAAGAGAAUACAGUACCGGAAGAUUUUGAUUUUGAUUGUUGGAUUAUGCUUAUAAGAUUACCUGAAGGAGAUCCUAAAAUUAUUGUUGGAUUUUUUAAUACAUUAACGGAUAUCAUGAAAAGUGAGGAGGAAUCAAGGAUUAAAAUAUACUCGUGCUAUGAUGGAUACUACUUUGGUUUUGGAGCCUUUUCAGAAGAACUGGCAAACAAGAUUGAAGAACUGCCUGGAGUGCGCUGGGUUGAACCUGCUUCUUACUUUGAUGAUAUUAAAAAUGGAGAACUUGCUGAAGCGCGCUCGAUCAAACAAGCUUCUUACAUGGAUGACGAUGCAAAUGAAGGUGCAUGUUUCUUCAUAUCAGGGAGGCCUUCCAUCAAUAGAAAAGCUGUUCAACCCGGUUCCUGUGAGGAAUGGAUGCGUAAUGAAUUAAAAAAGGAUAUGCAAAGGGAGAGAGACAUGCAGAGUAGAGAAUGAAUUGCUCUGCCAGGAAGUGGAGGUGUGUCCUAUCAAGGUGGGCAACCUGUAGAUGUAAACAACAAUUGGAACUAACAAGUGGAGGGUGCCGUAACUGUAGAAAUUUGACAAAAGGAAGUAGUAAGUUGUAUAACGGAAGGUUUUGGGUUAUAGAUUUUUUUCCCAUCUUUUCUUUUCAUUUCUUCUUUCGCUAUGUUUUGUUAUAGGAAAAGCUGUAUGAAUUAGGGUAACACUGACGCAGGUCAAGUAAGUAGAUUUAAGGUUAAUAUGGAUGUUUGAUGAAUCUCAAAAAUCCAUCAAACACGAAACAUCUUCGAUAGAAAUUCUAGAAGGGUUGCAGUUGUAAUUGAAUAUGAUUAAGUUUCUGCCCAUAUU